Williopsis jadinii is the source of this 525-nucleotide messenger RNA. RefSeq names its product Ups3p (gene UPS3). The annotation marks the transcript as partial. The record is from RefSeq and is a predicted model, not a curated record. Gene Ontology annotation, molecular function: phosphatidic acid transfer activity. Gene Ontology annotation, biological process: phospholipid transport. Gene Ontology annotation, cellular component: mitochondrial intermembrane space. The transcript has a single exon. Lineage: Eukaryota; Fungi; Ascomycota; Saccharomycetes; Phaffomycetales; Wickerhamomycetaceae.
AUGAAGCUGUUUGAAAAUGAUUGUCAAUUCCACUAUCCUUGGGACCAAGUCACUGCUGCCAACUGGCGUAAGUACCCCAAUGAGAUGAGUACCCACGUUGUUGCAGUUGACGUUUUAAGAAGGGAACUUGAUCCGUCCAAGAGUGUUUUAACCACUGAAAGAUUGAUCACUUGCAAGCAAGGUAUCCCGUCAUGGCUGCAGUACAUUGUUGGUGGCAAGAACGUUAGUUAUGUGCGUGAGGUUAGCGUUGUUGAUCUUAACAACCAAACGCUGACCAUGAGAAGCGUCAAUCUCACAAUGUGCCACUUGUUGAAAGUAUUCGAAACCGUCACAUAUACACCACAUCCGAAUGACCAUAAUAUCACGAUCUUCAACCAGGAGGCAAAGAUCACAGCAUACGGUGCGUUCCAGAGAGUGUGUAACAAAGUCGAAGACUGGUCGCUGGAGAGAUUCCAUCAGAAUGCCCAGAAGGGUAAACAGGGCUUUGAAAACGUCUUAAAGGUUUUCAACGAGCAGUGGGAUGAG